UCACCGAAGGUCCUACAGCCCAGCUAGAGUCUGUGGCAUCUCCCUGGGUGAGCAAGGCCGAGCGCGUCUGUGCGGAGGACACUGCGGCCGGAGAGGAGAGCGCGGGGGUCCCGGCGUGACGUCAUCCGGAGCGGCCUGACGGCGGAGCUGUGAGGUGCCUGUGUGAACGGAAUGGAGGAGCAGUGUCCGGCCAUGCAGGGACCACCUGUCCCUUCGUUUCAGCCACAGAAAGCACUGCGGCCAGACAUGGGUUAUAACACACUGGGCAACUUCCAGAUUGAGAAGAAGAUUGGACGGGGUCAAUUCAGCGAAGUCUACAGAGCCACGUGCCUUCUAGAUCGCGUACCUGUCGCUUUAAAAAAGGUUCAGAUUUUCGAUUUGAUGGAUGCCAAGGCGAGAGCAGACUGUAUCAAAGAGAUUGACCUCCUUAAGCAACUGAACCAUCCAAAUGUAAUAAAAUACUAUGCCUCAUUCAUCGAGGAUAAUGAACUGAACAUAGUUUUGGAACUUGCAGAUGCCGGGGACCUAUCUCGGAUGAUAAAGCAUUUCAAAAAACAUAAAAGGUUGAUCCCCGAGAGGACGGUUUGGAAAUACUUUGUGCAGCUUUGCAGCGCCUUAGAACAUAUGCAUUCCCGACGCGUCAUGCACAGAGAUAUUAAGCCGGCCAAUGUGUUUAUAACAGCCACAGGCGUGGUGAAGCUGGGGGAUUUAGGUUUGGGCCGCUUCUUCAGCUCCAAAACCACAGCUGCACAUUCUUUAGUGGGAACCCCAUACUACAUGUCACCAGAGAGGAUACAUGAAAACGGAUACAACUUCAAGUCUGAUAUUUGGUCAUUAGGAUGUCUACUUUACGAGAUGGCGGCGCUGCAGAGUCCUUUCUAUGGAGACAAAAUGAACCUGUACUCCUUGUGUAAGAAGAUAGAGCAGUGCGACUAUCCCCCGCUGCCAUCUGACCACUAUUCUGAGGAGCUGCGCAUGUUGGUGAAUACCUGCAUAAAUCCCGACCCGGAGAAGAGACCAGACGUAACCUACGUGUAUGAGGUCGCAAAGAGAAUGCACGCUGUGACCGCCACCAGCUAGAUGACUAGUCCUCGAAGAUACUUCCCACCCUACGUCCAUCACUUUUCAAGAAUUUCCCCAGUAUACUCCGUAGAUGUGGGCAGGUUUUUUCGCGCUCCUCAGUGGGCUUAUGGUAUAUUAUAAAGGCCACGAAGUUUUUGUUUUUUUUUUGUUUGUUUUUUUUUUAAAUCGUAUGGGACACUUUUUCUUGGCAACUUCUAGUUAAGUUUGCAGUGCAAGACCCAUCCCUCGUUCUGCAGUCAACAUCUAGAGAUGGAAAUCUCCAUGUACGCCACACCUCCAGAAAUCCGCUAUGAGGAGUGUAAUGAUGAGAGAUUGGGAUAUUUUUUUCUCCCUGUGUAAAUUAUCAAAUAAAAGCUAUGUAAUUGGGUAUAGAAAACACCAAAAAGAGGAGUCGGGAAAGAUAGAUUGGUGAUUCGGUGGGUGGGCUUCAAGUCAAUAUGAUGAAGGGUUCCAAUGGACGCCAUCUUUGGAUAGGUUUGUGUCCUCCACAACAUGCAGUCAGGCAUGUCACGUACACAUCCGCCACGAGAAAAGGCCUUUAACUCUUUAUUUACCUCGCUGUCCUAUAUCUUGUGCCUUUAUAAAGACUUUGCAAAACUUGAGUGCAAUGUAAGGUUUCAUGAUCAUUUAAUGCUAUUGUUUUAUUUUUCCCCCUCUUAAAUAAAUAUAUAUGUGUGUGUGUGUAUGUAUGU
Messenger RNA from Hyla sarda, 1775 nucleotides. RefSeq names its product NIMA related kinase 7 (gene NEK7). Lineage: Eukaryota; Metazoa; Chordata; Amphibia; Anura; Hylidae. The transcript has 10 exons. Gene Ontology annotation, biological process: protein phosphorylation. Gene Ontology annotation, molecular function: ATP binding; protein kinase activity. Bases 172 to 1080 code for a protein of 302 amino acids. The record is from RefSeq and is a predicted model, not a curated record.